GCCGGAGGGUUGAGGGCGUGAGGUAUUUCGCGAAGGCAUCGAGAACUGCCAUCAGUAUUGGGCAUAAGGCAGGUUGAUAUUGCUGAGGCUCUUCAAAGGAGUGUCACUAAGGCACCACAAUGGGUGUCAAACACCAAACUGGCAAGCAGCGGAAGGACAAGUUCUAUCACUUGGCCAAGGAGACCGGCUUCCGCGCUCGUUCCGCAUUCAAGCUGAUCCAGCUGAACCGCAAGUUUGAGUUCCUGCAGAAGGCCCGCGUGGUGGUGGACCUCUGCGCCGCGCCUGGAUCAUGGAUGCAGGUGGCGCGCCAGAACAUGCCCAUCUCCAGCAUCUGCGUGGGCGUGGACCUGGUGCCCAUCAAGCCCAUACCGAACUGCAUCGCGCUGAAGGAGGACAUCACCACCGAUAAGUGUCGGCAGGCGCUGAAGCGGGAGCUCAAGACGUGGCGGGCGGACGUGGUGAUGAACGACGGCGCCCCAAACGUCGGCAAGUCCUGGCUGCACGACGCGUUCAAGCAGGCCGAGCUGACGCUGUCAGCGCUGGCGUUGGCCACUGAGUUUCUCCGUAAGGGCGGCUGGUUCGUCACCAAGAUUUUCCGCUCGAAAGAUUACCACGCUCUGAUCUGGGUGUUCAAGAUGCUGUUCAACAAGGUGCACGCCACCAAGCCCCAGGCGUCUCGAAACGAGUCGGCCGAGAUUUUCGUGGUGUGUCAGGGUUUCAAGGCACCGGACAAGAUUGACCCCAAAUUCCUCAGCUCGAAGUAUGUCUUUGGUGAGCUGAAUGAGGAGAAGCCGACGCAGCUGGUGUUGGGAAGACCGCAGAAAAAGGAGAAGGCAGUGGGAUAUGCUGAUGGUGAGGCCACCGUCUUCAGCGUGUUGCCGGCGACAGAGUUCAUUAGCAAGCCGAACCACCUGGAAAUGCUGCAAGGUGCUAGCAAGAUCGUCUUUGACACCGAUGUCAUCGCCAAUCAUCCUUCUACUACUGACGAAAUCCGUUCAAGUUGCGAGGAUAUCAAAGUGCUCGGUAAAGCAGAGAUCAAGGCACUGAUCAAGUGGCGAAAGAAGUUAAAGGAGCAGCUGGAAAAGAAGGGGGAAGUAGAACCGCCCAAAAAAGAAGAAUCUGAGGAUGACGAAGAGGAUGAGCUGGCGAAAAUAGAUCAGCAAAUCGCCGAUUUAAAAGCCCAGCAGCAUGCUGAAGCGAAAAAGAAAAGAAAGAAGCUUCUUCAAGAGAGACGAAAAAUUCUUGAGAAGCUUCGCGCCUCUGGUUACUCAACAGAGGGAAGAGUAGAAACAUCUGAACAGGACCUGUUUGCGCUUCGUGACGUUAAAGAUCCCAGUAAGGCUGUCGAUGCUGACCUUAAUGACAUUCCUGUGGAGGAGGAGGCUGUUGAGCAUGAAGAAGGCCCGACGACGAGGCAGUUUGCUCGCGACCACGAAACUCGUGAUGCGAUGGGGAACUUCGACCCGAGUGUGGAAGAUCGUCUUGAUGAGGACGAACUGCAGUGGGUCGACGAUGAUGCUCAAGAUCCGGAUGGCCUCGGGCUGGAAGCCGAUGGUGAAGACCGGUCAGACGAGGAGGAGGAAGACGAAGAAGAGCCUCAGCUGCUGGUGGAUGACAUUCAGCUGACGAAGGGCGGUAAAGUGUCAAGUUUGGAACGACGGGCGCGCAAAGCGGAGUUGUGGUUUGACAAAGACGUGUUCGAGUCGAUCGAGGAUGAGGCAGACGAGGAUUUUGAACUAGAGCAGGCCAUCAAAUCUCACGAAGCAAAAGGUGGCACUCUGUUUAGUGGCAGUAAAGUGGAAGAGGGGAGUGCGGAGAAGUCCACUAAAAGGCUCUCGAAAGAGUCAGCGGCAAAAGAGAAAGAUGCCGACUUGAAUAAAUUUGACAGUGAUAGCGAGGAGGAGGAAGUUGACGCCACAGCACAGAGUGACGAUGACGCCAAGUCAGACAGCGACACUGACAGCGACUCGGACGAUGAACCCCGUGGUAAGCGGUCAGCCAAGCGCGGCAAGCGCGCGGCCGAGCCGUCAGAAGCGGCACCGAGCGCCAAGAAGCGGGUGGUGAAGCUGGACGCCGAGGGGCUCACGCUCGGCUCCAUGAUGAUCCACUCGAAGAAGGCGCGCCGCGACAUCGUCGACGCCAGCUACAACCGCUACGCCUUCGACGACGUCAACCUGCCGGCCUGGUUCGUGGAUGACGAGAAGCGCCACAUGCGCUGGCGGCCGGAGCUGGACCCGGCACUGCUGGCCGAGUACAAAGAGCGACUCAAGGACGUAGACGCGCGGCCCAUCAAGAAGGUGGCCGAAGCCAAGGCGCGCAAGAAGCGGCGUCUCCAGAAGCGCAUGGAGAAGGCCAGGCACCGCGCGGAGGCGGUGGUCGAAAAGGAGGACACGACUACGAUGGAGAAGGCGCGCGAGCUGCGCAAGAUCUACAAGCGUGCGCGCAGCAAGAAGCAGCAAGAGGUGAAAUACGUGGUGGCGAAGAAGAGCACGACGCAUGGCAAGCGCGCGCAGCGGCCGGCCGGUGUCAAAGGUCACUACAAGGUGGUUGACCCUAGGAUGAAGAAGGACAUGAGGGGGAUGCAGAAGGGUGGGAAGGGCGCGAAGAGCGGAAGGCCCGCCAAGGGUGGUACGGGACGUGGGGGCGGUAAGGGACGUGGUGGGAAAAGGUGAAGAAAGAAAUAAUACGCGAGUGUCUUCAUCAUCAUGUGAAUAAACUAUUGUGUACAAUUUGUUAAAUGGUAUCGUCACGUUCUCUUAGGAACAUUAUAUGACAUACGACAAUGAAAGGCGCAUGCAGCAGCGAACGAAUGUUUGUGCUGCGCCUGCGCUGUGGUUCUCCGAUCAGAGAGUGCGAACUGGGCGUGGCUGAGUGUGGAUGAAGUUGCAGCUUGCAAGAAUGUAGAUGGUGUCAACUGGAUUUUAGUGCAGUCGGUGUCUCUUUUAUUCAAAGUACGCGAAUUUGGGGUUGGUGUUAAGGACCAAGAAAGUGGACAUGGGGGGGGGGGGGGAGGCGAAUGUGGCAGUGGCUUCCUCCCUUGAGGAAGCGAGGGGGCGGCUGAUCAACGUCAGGUGCUCUUCCACGUGGCCGGAGUAGAUCUUAAUUUGUGUUAUGCUUACGUUCCUCUUAAAAAAACUGAAACGCUACAAUGAUGACUGGGUUGUUACAAAGGUUCGUAGAAGUGUUUAGGGCCGAUCCUACCACUCACACGGUGAUCCAUGCCCAAAAAUGAAAAUGUUGAUCCAUGCCCAAAAAUGUUGCACGGAAGUUUUUUGAAGUUCGAAGAAAGCUGACGUGAAUGAUUUUAAGUCUCGCGUGCGACGACAGGAGGCUGAUAUUCGCUGACAACAUAACGUCCUUUACGGGCUGCUAUUGUUGAAUGCUGUCUGAAUAUUCGUAGGUUAAAUAAAAAAGUUCUUGAGAUUGCGGCGGUCAUGUUUUGGUUUUACGAGCAGAAGACAUAUGGCUCACUGUUGCAUUUGUUUACGUUUAGGGUUGUGAUUGGGUCCCGGGCUGUGGAGCGUUGUUUAAGACCUACGAAGGCCCUUUUAGAGCCGUUUUUUGCUGUACUGAAACUUUGAUGGUCGGAGUAAAAACAAAGAAUAUUUCUUCCAGAACGGAACUUCGGUGUGGGCGGUGGUGCGCGGUGACGGAAGUUGCUGCUCUUGACAACAAAUUACAACAUUAGGGAGAUUGGAAGGACCGAACGACACUAGACGAGACCGGGUGAAUGCAGCAGCGCAUAUUGGCCAGCCAGUCGUCCCGAUCCGGACAGAUCGGCACCACUCCACACCACACAGAGAGAAGCCCAGGCAGCGCAACAGGUGACGCUCCCGGACCUGGACGCCCGUGCUGACCGAACAUGGCCGCACCGCAAGCGGGCAUUACGACCAUCGCCGGGCUCAGCCCGAGCCUGAGCGGCGCCUGCAGUCUGCCGGCGCUGGUGAUCGCCAAACAGGACCCCAGGGUGAUGCCCAGCAAGCGGGAUCCGCUGACAUCGGUAUCCGUGUUAUCCUUUACCGUGCGCGACUCGGUGGAUGACAUCAUCAACGUGUCCAGCUGGGGCAGCCAGCGCCACGUGGCCAUUCAGGCCGGCCUUUUUCACGUGGGAGAUACGGUGCUGCUCCAAAGCCCGGUGGUGGUGAUCCGCCAACCGACGGACGUGGACGAGAACUACCGGCCGCACGCCACCAGUCCGUUCUCGCUGAAGCUGAGCGAGAACAGCUCGGCGGU
Messenger RNA from Pollicipes pollicipes, 4233 nucleotides. Its product is annotated as pre-rRNA 2'-O-ribose RNA methyltransferase FTSJ3. The transcript has 7 exons. Gene Ontology annotation, biological process: maturation of 5.8S rRNA from tricistronic rRNA transcript (SSU-rRNA, 5.8S rRNA, LSU-rRNA); rRNA methylation; maturation of LSU-rRNA from tricistronic rRNA transcript (SSU-rRNA, 5.8S rRNA, LSU-rRNA). Gene Ontology annotation, molecular function: rRNA (guanine) methyltransferase activity; rRNA (uridine-2'-O-ribose)-methyltransferase activity. NCBI's taxonomy places the organism in Eukaryota, Metazoa, Arthropoda, Thecostraca, Pollicipedomorpha, Pollicipedidae. Gene Ontology annotation, cellular component: nucleus; preribosome, large subunit precursor; nucleolus. The record is from RefSeq and is a predicted model, not a curated record. The coding region runs from base 120 to 2672 and encodes 850 amino acids.